ACAUUUUCUAACACACCAUGCUAUGCUAUGCUAUAAAUUCAUCAGAACUCGUAUCAUCUUCACAAUCAAACCUAACCAUUAUCAUCUCUUCACUUGUAUUCAACAAAAAAAUACCUUUUUAAUUACCUUUUUUUGGUUUUCUUGUGUGUCAAGUUAAAAAGUAUAUUAUUCCACUUCACAUAUAGUAACAUUCCAAUAUUGUGUGCCAUGGCUACUACUAAAAUUAUCACUAGUUUUGUUGUCAUAUUGGUGCUCCUAGGCACAAUAUGUGAUGCGCAAUUGACAUCUACGUUUUAUGAUAGUACAUGCCCUAAUGCACUUAGCACAAUUAGAACUGCAAUUCGUACUGCAGUUUCUAAAGAGCGUCGUAUGGCUGCAUCUCUCAUUCGCCUUCAUUUUCAUGAUUGCUUUGUUAAGGGGUGUGAUGCAUCAAUUUUAUUGAAUGAUAGUUCCACAAUCGAGAGCGAAAAGAGUGCACGUCCAAAUAUUAACUCGGUAAGGGGAUUUGAAAUCAUUGAUAAAGCAAAAUCUGAGGUGGAGAAAGUAUGUCCCGGAAUUGUGUCUUGUGCAGACAUUGUAGCCAUAGCAGCACGUGAUGCAUCAUUCGCUGUUGGUGGUCCUUCAUGGACAGUGAAACUUGGACGAAGAGACUCUACCACCGCAAGCAAAACUUUGGCCAAUACUGACCUUCCAUUAUUUACAGACGAUCUUAAAACUCUUAUAUCUCAUUUUACAAAAAAAAAUCUCACUCCUAGAGACAUGGUUACUCUAUCUGGUGCGCAUACUAUUGGACAAGCUCAGUGUUUCACAUUUCGUGGCAGGAUAUACAACAAUGCAAGUGACAUAGAUGCUGGAUUUGCUAGCACUCGUCAACGUGGUUGUCCAUCGUCUAGCACUACCGCAAACGAUCAAAAGUUGGCAGCACUGGAUUUGGUUACACCAAAUUCUUUUGACAACAACUACUUUAAGAAUUUAAUUCAGAAGAAGGGUCUUCUUCAAUCCGAUCAAGUUCUGUUUAGCGGAGGAUCUACUGAUUCUAUUGUUUCAGAAUACAGCAAAAAUCCUACAACUUUCAAGUCAGACUUUGCAGCUGCUAUGAUAAAGAUGGGAGAUAUUGAACCCUUAACUGGAUCGGUUGGAGUCAUAAGGAGCAUCUGCAGUGCUGUCAACUAGUUUUACAAAAUCCUUUCUUCAUGAGCAUCAAUCAAUUGCCAAUUGCUUUUAAUGUUGUGUGCCAAUAUUUUCAAAUUUGAUCAUUAAUUAAUUAUUUUGUAUAUCUUCAAUUGUACGGUGUUAAAUAUUUGGCAUCAAUUCAUUUAAUUGUAUGUGCACACUAUACUACAUAUUUGUACAAUGAUCAAGACAUUGUAUGUUAUUUUGGUUUAAGGGAUGU
Trifolium pratense (red clover) is the source of this 1393-nucleotide messenger RNA. RefSeq names its product lignin-forming anionic peroxidase-like. Gene Ontology annotation, biological process: response to oxidative stress; hydrogen peroxide catabolic process. Gene Ontology annotation, molecular function: peroxidase activity; heme binding. Lineage: Eukaryota; Viridiplantae; Streptophyta; Magnoliopsida; Fabales; Fabaceae. The record is from RefSeq and is a predicted model, not a curated record. The transcript has 4 exons. Bases 208 to 1173 code for a protein of 321 amino acids.